GAGAACAAGUCAGUGCUCUGUGACAACCCAGAGUGUUGCGAAGGGGAGGGAGGUAGGAGGGACAUUCAAGAAAAAGGGGACAUAUGUAUACCUAAUGUUAAUUCAUGUUGAUGGCAAAAAAAAAAUCACAAUAUUGUAAUUAUCCCCUAACUUCAAAAAAGAUGGAAAAAACUGACACUGUAAGAAGUGGAAUGAAAACUAGAACACUUCUGAGAUACAGACUCAUCGAUAUGAUCCGAUUAUACCUCUAUUAAACAAACUCUCCAGCCUUUUUGUUUCAUCAUUUGAUAUGAUAACAUCUAUCUGAAAUAAUGCUGCUCAUGAAUUCUUCUGCCAUGUGAAUCUUGUUUUUCUAGUCAUGGCAAUGGACUAAUGCAAACUGAGCUACCUGAUGGCAUCAAAAAACAUGCCUGGUGUAUGUGUGUAUAAGGUUAAUUUCUUUCUGCCUCAGUUUCCUCAUCUUUAAGUGGGGAACUCACAGCAGCCCAAUGGGUAAAUACCUUUAAUAUUGUCACAUUAGACAGAUGAGGAAACAGAGGCACUGGUUAAAUAAUGUGUCCAAGGUUUAUAGCUACUAAUUAUUCCCAUAGUUCAUGGCAGUAAAAUUGUCCAGUUCUCAAAGUUUUCUGUGUUACCAUAUACAUUUAAAUUUCUGCAUAGUCUUUCUUAUCAGACUGUCACAUAUUUUCUUUUGCUCCAAACUCAAUUAGCAUUAUUGAAAGUAGUCAGUCUACUAUCAUUUCUCCUGUAUGGCCCUCAGACAGUUGUCUGAACCUUAGGGUGGGAAAUAGUAAAAACAGUAUUCCAAGAGACGCCUAGCGUGCUGCAGUCCAUUGGGUCGAAGAGUCGGACAUGACUGACUGAACUGAACUGAACCUUAGAUAUGUCGGUGCUACAUAAUACUGUCAAGAGUUGGGAACAUUGGGGAGUUCCCUGGUGGUCUAGUAGUUACAAUUCCUUGCUUUCACUGAAGUGACAUGGGUUCAGUCCAUGGUCAGGGAACGCAGAUCCCAGAAGCAACGCAGCGCGGCCAAAAUUAAAAAAAAAAAAAAAAAAAAAAAAAAGCUGGGAACACUGCAUUCAUUUCAACCCGGAAAAUACAAGUUGCUCUGAGGACGCGUGGUGGCGCUGCAGGAUAAGAAGGUACAAACCUAAAUCACAGCUGCCGUUCUAUUAAAGGCAGAACUCGUUGAGCAGAGCCUGGAAGCCCACGGGAAGCUUGGAUGUCACAGUACGACUAGGUCUUCCGUAAAGGGCUACUCUCGGAAAAACUUCUGAGAUAAACCACAAGACAUUGAGGCCUUUACAGCUCAGCGGAACCAUCCUCGCCAGAGGCUAUACUGGGCAAGAAUAAUGGAGGCCAGCAGGAAGCUUGUUUGCAGACAAAGGCAAGUCCUUUUCUUCUUUCUCUUCUUACGCUUAGCUCUGGCGGGCUUUGAAUCUAGGCGUUAUUCUGUCGUGGAGGAAGCUGAGGGGAGCUCUUUUGUAACCAAUUUAGCAAAAGACCUGGGUCUGGGGCAGGGGGAACUCUCCAGGCGGGGAGCAAGGGUCAUUUCCAAAGGGAACAAACUGUAUUUGCAGCUGGAUCAGGAGUCUGGGGAUUUACUGCUAAAUAAGAAACUGGACCGCGAGGAACUGUGUGGUCAGACAGAGCCAUGUGUGCUGCGUUUCCAGGUUUUACUAGAGAAUCCCUUAGAGUUUUUUCAAGCUGAGCUACAGGUAAUAGACAUAAAUGACCAUACUCCAGUGUUCAUGGAUGGAGAUAUGUUGUUAAAAAUAUCAGAGAACAGUCUUCCUGGCACUACAUUUCCUCUAAAGAAUGCUCAGGACAUGGAUGUAGGCCAAAAUAAUAUUGAAAAUUAUAUAAUCAGUCCCAACUCCUAUUUUCGGGUCCUCACUCGCAAACGCAGCGAUGGCAGAAAAUAUCCGGAACUUGUGCUGGACAAAGUACUGGAUCGCGAGGAGGAAGCUGAGUUCAGGUUAACCCUCACUGCUCAGGAUGGUGGUUCUCCACCACGGUCUGGCACCGCUCACGUCUACAUAGAAGUCGUGGACAUCAAUGAUAACGCCCCUGAAUUUGAACAGCCUUUCUACAGAGUAAAGAUCCCUGAGGACAGUCCCAAAGGCUUCCUUGUUGUCAAAGUCUCUGCUACCGAUGUAGACACAGGAGUCAAUGGAGAGAUUUCCUAUUCACUUUCCCAGGCUUCAGAAGACAUUAGCAAAACCUUUGCGAUCAAUGCCAUGACUGGAGAAAUUCGACUGAAAAAACAACUUGAUUUCGAAACAACUCAGUCAUAUGAGGUCAAUAUCGAGGCCAUCGAUACUGGAAGCCUUUCUGGAAAAUGCACCGUUCUGAUUCAAGUCGUGGAUGUGAACGACAAUGCCCCAGAAGUCACCCUGUCUGCACUUACUGGACAGAUCCCUGAGAACUCGCCUGAGAUUGUGGUUGCAGUUUUCAGUGUUUCAGAUCUUGACUCUGAAGAGAAUGGGAAAGUAAGUUGCUCCAUUCAGUACGAUCUACCGUUUUUGCUGAAAUCUUCCAUGGAAAAUUUUUACACUCUAGUAACAGAACGACCGCUAGACAGAGAGACCAGAGCCGAAUACAACAUCGUCAUCGCUGUCACGGACUUGGGGACACCCAGGCUGAAAACCGAGCACAACAUAACCGUGCUGGUGUCCGACGUCAACGAUAACGCCCCCACCUUCACCCAGACCUCCUACACCCUCUGGGUCCGCGAGAACAACAGUCCCGCCCUGCACAUCGGCAGCGUCAGCGCCACAGACACAGACGCGGGCGCCAACGCCCAGGUCACCUACUCGCUGCUGCCGCCGCCCGACCCGCUCGUGCCCCUCGCCUCCCUCGUGUCCAUCAACCCCGACAACGGCCACCUCUUCGCCCUCACGUCCCUGGACUACGAGGCCCUGCGAGCCUUCGAGUUCCGCGUGGGCGCCUCCGACCACGGCUCGCCCGCGCUCAGCAGCCAGGCGCUGGUGCGCGUGCUCGUGGCGGACGCCAACGACAACGCGCCCUUCGUGCUCUACCCGCUGCAGAACGCCUCGGCGCCCUGCACCGAGCUGGUGCCCAGGGCGGCCGAGCCGGGCUACCUGGUGACCAAGGUGGUGGCGGUGGACGGCGACGCGGGCCAGAACGCCUGGCUGUCGUACCAGCUGCUCAAGGCCACGGAGCCCGGGCUGUUCGGCGUGUGGGCGCACAACGGCGAGGUGCGCACGGCGCGGCUGCUGAGCGAGCGCGACGCGCCCAAGCAGCGGCUGGUGGUGCUGGUCAAGGACAACGGCGAGCCGCCGCUGUCGGCCAGCGUCACGCUGCACGUGCUGCUGGUGGACGGCUUCUCGCAGCCCUACCUGCCGGCCCCGGAAGCGGAAGCGGCGGCCGCGGCGCCGGCCGACCCGCUCACCGUCUACCUGGUGGUGGCCUUGGCGUCGGUGUCGUCGCUCUUCCUCUUCUCGGUGCUGGUGUUCGUGGCGGUGCGGCUGUGCAGGAGGGGCGGGGCGGCCUCGGCGGGUCGCUGCCCGGUUGUCGAGGGCCACUUCCCUGGCCAGCUGGUGGACGUCAGCGGCACGGGGACCCUGUCCCAGAGCUACCAGUACGAGGUGUGCCUGAUGGGAGGUACCGGGACGGGCGAGUUCAAAUUCCUAAAGCCAGUUGUACCCAAGUUUCAGAGCCAUUUCCCGGGGCCAGAAAUAAAUCCCCCAUUUUAGGGAAGACUUUAGUUUCAGUAUUCAGUGACAAUAGUUGUUUUUAAUAUAACAAAUAUUUUAAAUUGAUGACGGUUAAAGGUUUUUCUGGCAACUUACCAUGAACCUUUAAAACACUAAACUUACUUGCAAAAUUUGUUUUUAAAAAUGGUAUCUUUUUCUCAUUACUAUAACAAGAUUAAUGGUCCUAAAUGUUGCCUGAAAACAAUGAUGAAGUCAAUAGCUGUACAAACCCUUGUUCUGGCAUAGCUUAGAUCUAUAUGAGGAAAAAACAAUGGGAAAUUAUUAUCAGUUGUAUUCGCUUAACUUUUUCUGCAUAGUUUAACAAGUAAGUAUGUAAGAGCACUACCAUACUAACACACUGAGCCAUGACUAAUAUGAAAGGAGAGAGAACUGUACAGUGAGAAUCGGGUUCUUGCUUUAUUCUGCUGUCAUAGCACUUUGAUCAUAUUUUCUCUUAAAAUGUUAUACUAAUUGUGUUUCAUUAAUAUACCAAUGUUAGUUUUAAUAUAAUUGUUUUAAUUGCUUUUCAUUUAGUUUCAUUGGUGUUAAAAAGGGAGAAAAAGCUACACUGUUUAUUUAGUGAGAUGAAAGGGCAUAGUAGGAAACUGGCUUUUCCCACUUGAGAAACACUGAUCAUCUAUGACAGUAUGCAGUAGCCACUUAAACUCCAUUCAUAUUUUCUUCUUUAGUAACAGAUCCCCAAAUUUCAUUUAGAACAUUAGUGUACUUAGUAAAAGAAAACAUUUUCCCAAUCUUCUUGGCAGCUCUAAUAAAACAUUUGACUAGGUUACUGUCAAAGAAAUGUAUAUGAGAAUGUUCUAAGAGAGUUUCAGAAAGGCCUUCAAAAGCAAGGUGAUUCAUCUAGAAGUGGCUGGGGAGGUCCCUUUUGUCUUUCUCUGCCUUUGCUGCUUGGAAUAUGUGAGUAACAUUUGGAAUAUAAUGUCAUAUUGAGCCAUAAAGCAAAACUAAAGAUGGAAAUAAUGGUUCAAGACCAUCAAACUCUAAAGAUAUGAGGAUCCCUGAUAAUUGGAGUCAUCAUGUCAUCCCUGAAUUGCCUACUUCUGAACUUUUUUUACUUGGGAAAUAAAGGGAUUUCUAUCUCA
Messenger RNA from Bubalus bubalis (water buffalo), 4823 nucleotides. RefSeq names its product protocadherin beta-13. Gene Ontology annotation, biological process: homophilic cell-cell adhesion. Bases 1354 to 3720 code for a protein of 788 amino acids. The transcript has a single exon. The record is from RefSeq and is a predicted model, not a curated record. Gene Ontology annotation, cellular component: plasma membrane. NCBI's taxonomy places the organism in Eukaryota, Metazoa, Chordata, Mammalia, Artiodactyla, Bovidae. Gene Ontology annotation, molecular function: calcium ion binding.